GUUGGGUAUAUGUGCCAUUUCUAUAUUCCCAUCUCCACUUUUACUUUACUUUCAUAAGAAAAACAUUAAAACACCUCAACAAACCACCACCACCACCACCAUCAUCAUAAUAUAUAUAUAUAUAUAUAUUCAUAAUUCAUAAUUCAUAUUAAUAAACAUUCUUUUAACACUUCAUUUAUUAAUAAUAUUCAUUCAUUCAUGGAUUCAUCUUCUGAACCAAAUGGUGACCAACACUUACAACACAAAUCAACAACAUCAUCAUCAUCAUCUAGAUCACAAAACAAUAAUAUGAAUAGAACAUCAUCUUCAUCUUCAGGUAUGGGAUCUUCUUCUAACUUUAUAGGGAAACAUAGAUUGGCUGCUAUUAUAUCUCUACAGAAUCAACAAAUUCAAAUCAUUCAAGAAGAACUGGAUCAACUUGAAACUCUUGGUGAAUCAUCUCUUGUGUGUCAAGAACUGAUAUCAAGCGUUGAAUCAAGUACAGAUGCUCUGCUACCUGUGACUAAAGGGCCGGCAGAUGCUGGAUGGGAUCGAUGGUUCCAAAGAGCGAAUCAAUCUUCUCGAAAUCGCAAACGUUGGAUAUGAGACAUCUCCAUGUUUUUUCCCACUUCCAUCUUUGUAAAUCUUCCAAAGUUUUAUAUUUAACUAAAUCCAAAACAAUCAUGUUAUUUUGGAUUUAAUGACAAUUUGAACUAUGGAAAACGGAUAUUGAACGCGCUUUAUAUGUUUCAUUUUUUGAAUGCAAGAGUGGUUCAUUCAGUUCUGUUCA
Erigeron canadensis is the source of this 769-nucleotide messenger RNA. Its product is annotated as guanine nucleotide-binding protein subunit gamma 2-like. NCBI's taxonomy places the organism in Eukaryota, Viridiplantae, Streptophyta, Magnoliopsida, Asterales, Asteraceae. The transcript has 3 exons. The record is from RefSeq and is a predicted model, not a curated record. Bases 199 to 585 code for a protein of 128 amino acids.